AUGGAAAAUCCAUAUUCCACAAAAAGCCUUAAGCGAAAUCGGAAAAAAUCCCCGAGCACAAUCCUUUCAAUUUCCAGCAAUUCUGACUCCUCCGACCUCCAGCCCAGCUCAAAUCACAUUUUGCCUCUCCCUUCUUCUAACGCCACAACUCUCUCUGAACGAAGUGAGCUUGCAAAAAUUGCCAAAGAGCUUAAAGAAGAUUCAAAAACGCACUCCCCAAUUUCCUUAUCAGACAGUGACAGUGAUAUCUCAAUCAGUUUUUUAAGCACCCACUUACAGAACAUUAAAGAAACCCACUCAAGUCCUCUGAAAAUCCAAACAGAGGACUUAAGCAGAAAAAUUAAAACGAGCCUCCAAGAUUUAAGAAAAGAGGCAAACCUUUAUAUGGACAGCAGCCAUCGAGUGCUGAAAGAGCUUUCUUCUGCUAAUAAAAGAAUGAAAGAAAGCGUCUUGUCAUGCCAAUCUGAUGGAAAAUCGAAUUCUCCAGCGUCUAACCAAUAUUUAAGAAGCUCUUUUGCUUUUAAUUGUUCACCGGAGUCAUUUAUACAGGAACAAGUAAGAAAUUUGCAGAAGGAUAUACAGCUGAUGCAAAUUAGACUAACGGAAAGCGAAAUAGCAUUGCAUAAUAAAGGACAGGAAAAUAGCCAACUGAAAGAGGUGCUGAAAAUGAUUGAACUUAAAUUGAAUGGAAAUAAAGAGCUAAUAGUCGAAACGGAGGAAAAACGUAUUGGGUGCUCGAAAAAAUGCGAAAUAAUGUAG
Messenger RNA from Blepharisma stoltei, 759 nucleotides. NCBI's taxonomy places the organism in Eukaryota, Ciliophora, Heterotrichea, Heterotrichida, Blepharismidae. The record is from the annotation of a GenBank genome assembly.